Amborella trichopoda is the source of this 718-nucleotide messenger RNA. Its product is annotated as histone H2AX. The record is from RefSeq and is a predicted model, not a curated record. Lineage: Eukaryota; Viridiplantae; Streptophyta; Magnoliopsida; Amborellales; Amborellaceae. Gene Ontology annotation, molecular function: protein heterodimerization activity; DNA binding; structural constituent of chromatin. Gene Ontology annotation, cellular component: nucleosome.
GCUCGAACAGCAUCCUUACAGAGCGUUUUACCGCCAAGGGUUCAAGGCACAAAACAUUUUUCGCUCGGUUUCUAGAGAGAACUUUCGAUUCAGAAGAGAGAGAGCGAUAGAGAAAUGGCUUCAACUGGUGGUUCCACUGGGAGGGGAAAAGCUCGCGCUAAGGGGGUUUCAAAGUCGAUGAAGGCAGGCCUUCAGUUUCCCGUGAGCAGGGUGGCUCGUAAUCUGAGGCGAGGGCGUUAUUCUCAGAGGAUCGGUGGUGGUGCCCCUGUUUUCCUCGCUGCUGUUAUUGAGUAUCUUGCUGCUGAGGUGUUGGAAUUAGCGGGAAAUGCGGCACGUGACAACAAGAGGAGCAGGAUCAUACCACGGCACGUGCAACUGGCCGUGAGGAACGACGAGGAAUUGGGGAAAUUGUUGGGUCGCGUCACCAUCGCUGGCGGUGGCGUUUUGCCCAACAUCAAUCAAAUCCUUCUCCCUAAGAAGAACGCUAAAACCAAGGCCGAGGCCGGCACUCAGUCUCAGGAGUUUUAAUUGAUUCAGCUCUGCCUCCCCUAUGUACAUAUUCUACUGAUCUUCAGAGAGAGAGAAAGAGAGAGAUGAUUUUGGUGAAUUAAUGGGGGAAAGUUUGGGAUGAAAGUGUGUCUUGUUUUUGGUUUUGGGUGUAAUGGAAAGGAAUAGUUUUGAUGUACAAUUAUUCUGUUUCAUUCUUGCGUUUGCUUUU